Thecamonas trahens ATCC 50062 is the source of this 2037-nucleotide messenger RNA. RefSeq lists its product as uncharacterized. The transcript has 2 exons. The record is from RefSeq and is a predicted model, not a curated record. Lineage: Eukaryota; Apusomonadida; Apusomonadidae. Bases 1 to 2037 code for a protein of 678 amino acids.
AUGGUGUCCCGCCUCGACAUAGGACGACACCCGCUCGACUACGGCUCGGACGCCGGGCACGUCGACAACCUGUUCUUCUACCUCUGGGCAAAGAACCCGGUGACCGGUGACGUCCCGCCGGGCGUUCUCCUUCCACACACGGCCGUCUUUCGCCGCUCCAAGCUCCACUCGUGGUUCUUCUCCUCGCGAAAGCCGCCGCAUCACAUCCUGCGCAAGCGGGCAUCCGAGAGCACCAUCGGCAACCUCGUCGAGGUCCUCGUCUCCGCCCACCGCGCCGGCACCUCGCGCUCGGGCAUUGUCGCCUACAUCGUGACCACCGAGGAGGGCGUGACAGGCGACCCGUUCACCUACGUCGAGUACCUGGACAAGCAGGCCGUCCUUGAUCUUGCUUCGGGCCGCCGAGCCCUGCCCCGCUCCGGCUUCCUGCAGGCCUUUGUCGAGCCAAAGCACGGCUUCAACUCGACGCUCCGCUGCUUUCUCCGUCCGGGCUCGUUCACUGUCGAACGCCGUGACUCGGUCCACAAGAUCGGCGAGCGCCGCAUCCCCUUUGACGCCCGCGGCGCCACACACGAGGGCCAGGUCCACAACUCCAUCCCGGUCCCAUUCUCCAACUCGACCUUUAUCCGCCACCUCCGCGCCAUCUGCCUCGGCAUCGUCCGGCACGUCCACGCCACCUCGCCGCAGCAGUACUCCAUCUCGUCCAUGGCCGUCAACCUCAAGCGGAAUACAAAGGACCAGUUUGUCUUUCUCUACGCCUCCUCGGUUGUCGUCGAGUCGCGCAUGAACAAGAUCGGCCUCCCCGACGACAUCUGGUCCGUCGCCCUCUCGCUUCGCGGCUCUUCCUCGCUUGUUGGCCAGCGCCUUACUGCCGCAGCAUCACGCCAGCGCGCCUCGGCCAAAGGCUCGUUCACCGCCUCGGCCAUGCUGGCCCGCAAGCGCAAGUCCGACCUCUCCGCCUGCCCGGGCUGCGGCUCACACAUGCCGGCCUCGCUCAUGUAUCCAGUCACGUACAAGGCCGUCAUCGCCCACUUUGACCUCUACCCUUCAGCUUACGCAGACUCGGACGCCUCGUUUCGUCGCACUGUCACAUCACUCAACGCUUCGACUGUCUCGCGGGUCGCCUCGGGCACAACCUCGCUCCUCACCCGUCUCGACAAGCCGGCUGUCAAGGCCAACUCACCCAAGGCCAACAACUCGAGCGUCCCGCCACUUCUCAAACGGGUCAUGAGCACCCGCAUGUCAGACACUGAGUUUGCUCUGCACCGCUCAAACCCGGCCUUUCUCGCCCGCUCGCUCGCCGUCUGCGAAGCAUGCUGUCUCGACAUCACAGAGUCGGCCAUGCGCCAUCUCGGCAAGGUGCCGCAGCCGUACGUCAUGGACAUGGCCGCCCGCCGCCGCGACGUCAUCCAUGGCCUCGUUGUCAAGACCCGCUCGCGACACUCGGCUCACAAGCGGAGAACCGCUGCUGUCCGUGACCGCCGCACCACUUCGCACUCGCUGUCCACAAAACCGCCGCCGCGCCGCCGCCGCCAGGCCCGCUCCCUCACUCCGAUUGCACGCGACGCCUCCUCGCCGCAGCACUACUACCAGGAUAUCACCGAUGAGUUCUCACGCCGGGAAGCCUCCCGCCGCUCCGAAAACGCCGCCGCCCGGAAGCUCACACGCAUCAUGCUCCUCGCUGAACACAACACAACUGACUCGGACGAAGACGACGUUGCCAGUGGCGGCUCAGACUCUCCCGACUCGACCGCCGCCCGCCUCCUCCGCCGUCUCAACUCGACCAACUUGCACCCAUCGCUCGUCGACCUCGACACAUCCUCAUCAUCAGCCACCCUUGCCCUCCGCACCAGCAACUCUCCUGACUCGCCCUCAAAAUUGCCUGCCUCGUCAGAUCCCGUCCCGACUGUUAUUCCGUCGCGCAUCCGCAGUGGCCGCCGCCCGUCGCUGGCCCAGCUCGUUGUUCCAGUCAACCUCUCCACCCCGGCCUCGUCGUCGUCAUCGUCGUCAUCGUCGUCAUCAGCCUCCCGAGACCCUUGA